This is a messenger RNA of Centruroides sculpturatus (bark scorpion), 980 nucleotides long. Its product is annotated as stearoyl-CoA desaturase 5-like. Bases 29 to 952 code for a protein of 307 amino acids. The transcript is spliced from 4 exons. Gene Ontology annotation, biological process: unsaturated fatty acid biosynthetic process. Lineage: Eukaryota; Metazoa; Arthropoda; Arachnida; Scorpiones; Buthidae. The record is from RefSeq and is a predicted model, not a curated record. Gene Ontology annotation, cellular component: endoplasmic reticulum membrane. Gene Ontology annotation, molecular function: iron ion binding; stearoyl-CoA 9-desaturase activity.
AUUUUUGAAGAUUAGUGUAAUAAACAAGAUGGCUCCUAGUCAAACUUUUACUACAGUAACAGAAACUGAAGAAAAUGCAAAAUCUAAAAAACCACCAAUGGAAAUUGUAUGGAAAAAUGUAAUAGCAUUUAUUAUUUUACAUAUUGGAGCUCUUUAUGGUAUUUAUCUUGCAAAUUGGAGAACUUUUACAACUGCAUCAUUAUGGGCAUAUUUAAGCAUUUUGGGAGUAACUGGAGGAUCUCAUAGACUAUGGUCUCAUCGUAGUUACAAAGCAAAGUGGCCUGUUAGAGUAUUUCUUAUGUUCUUUCAAACCAUGGCCAUUCAGAACGAUAUCUACGAAUGGAGCAGAGAUCACAGAGUUCAUCACAAAUAUUCCGAAACAGAUGCGGAUCCACACAAUGCUAAGAGAGGAUUCUUCUUCUCUCAUAUGGGAUGGCUAAUGGUUAAAAAACAUCCGGAAGUAAAAGAGAAAGGGAAAAGUAUUGACAUGAGCGAUCUUCUCAAAGAUCCCGUCGUUGUGUUUCAGAGAAAGUAUUAUUACAUAUUAGUAUUUCUGAUAUCCGUAGUGAUACCAACAAUGGUUCCCAUUCUUUACUGGGGCGAAAGCUUUUGGAGUUCACUUUUUACUCAAUUUUUCAGCCGUUACGUUGUGUCCUUGCAUGGAACAUGGUUGGUAAACAGUGCCGCUCACAUGUGGGGUACUAGACCAUACGAUAGAUUUAUAAAUCCAAGAGAAAGUCCAAUAGUUCAUAUGUUUUCAAUUGGAGAAGGUUUUCAUAAUUAUCAUCACACGUUUCCAUGGGAUUACUGUACCAGUGAGUUCGGAUGGAAAUUAAAUUCAACUGCUCUCUUUAUUGAUUGUAUGGCAUGGUUAGGAUUAGUUUAUGACAGAAAAAGAGCAUCCCCAGAAAUAAUUCAACAGAGAAAAGAAAGAACGGGAGAGAAAUUAUAGCUUUUUUUUUUUUUUAUCUCGAAAAGAA